Messenger RNA from Dromiciops gliroides (monito del monte), 1700 nucleotides. It is a transcript of the gene HNRNPC, whose product is annotated as heterogeneous nuclear ribonucleoprotein C. Gene Ontology annotation, cellular component: nucleus. Lineage: Eukaryota; Metazoa; Chordata; Mammalia; Microbiotheria; Microbiotheriidae. Gene Ontology annotation, molecular function: RNA binding. The record is from RefSeq and is a predicted model, not a curated record.
GUCUCGGUUUUCGCGGUGUCGGUGGACGAGACGCGGGGGCCAUUUUGUGAAGAGACGGCGACGGGGACGGAGAAGUAUUAGAAGCGGUUGAAGAGGCCGUCUGGAGCAGCAGUCCGUUUCUUUAUCGCUGUCGGAUCGGGGAGGCGGAGAUCCAGAAUCCAACCUUUUUUCCCUCUCCCCACCGGUGAGAUUUUUUUGAUCUUCAGCUACACUUGUGGCUGUUUGACCCUUGCCAUCAAACACCAUGGCCAGCAAUGUCACCAACAAGACUGAUCCCCGUUCCAUGAACUCCCGUGUCUUCAUUGGGAAUCUCAACACUCUGGUUGUUAAGAAGACUGAUGUUGAGGCCAUCUUCUCAAAGUAUGGCAAGAUCGUGGGCUGCUCUGUUCAUAAGGGUUUUGCCUUUGUUCAGUAUGUUAAUGAACGAAAUGCCCGUGCUGCUGUGGCAGGAGAGGAUGGUAGAAUGAUUGCUGGCCAGGUACUAGAUAUUAAUCUGGCCGCAGAGCCAAAAGUGAACCGAGGAAAAGCAGGUGUGAAGCGUUCUGCAGCGGAGAUGUACGGCUCUUCCUUUGAUCUGGAUUAUGAUUUUCAACGAGAUUAUUAUGACAGGAUGUACAGCUACCCAGCACGUGUACCACCUCCUCCUCCUAUUGCUCGUGCUGUGGUGCCCUCAAAACGCCAACGUGUGUCAGGAAACACUUCCCGCAGAGGCAAAAGUGGCUUUAAUUCUAAAAGUGGACAGAGGGGCUCUUCAUCCAAAUCUGGCAAAUUGAAAGGUGAUGAUCUUCAGACAAUUAAGAAGGAGUUGACCCAGAUAAAACAGAAAGUGGAUUCUUUAUUGGAGAGCCUGGAAAAAAUUGAGAAAGAACAAAGCAAACAAACAGAGAUGAAGAAUGAUAAGUCAGAAGAGGAGCAGAGCAGCAGCUCCCUGAAGAAAGAUGAGACUAAUGUGAAGAUGGAGUCUGAGGGGGGUGCAGAUGACUCUGCUGAGGAGGGGGACCUACUGGAUGAUGACGAUAAUGAAGAUCGGGGGGAUGACCAGCUGGAGUUGAUCAAGGAUGAUGAAAAAGAAGCUGAAGAAGGAGAGGAUGACAGAGACAUGGCCAAUGGCGAGGACGACUCUUAAGCACAUUUUGGGGUUUUAGAAAUCUCCCAUUGUUUCUUGUACCUAGGGCGCUUGUCUUUGAUCAAACUUCUCAUCAAGAUUCUCUCCCUUAGUAUCUUCCAGCACAUGUUCAACUGUUGUACCCAACUUUAUCCUUCCCAUGUUCAUUAAUUCUGCCCAGCGCCUAGUCAUUCCUUUUCCCACUUCAAUUCUCCUAGUAGUUAUAUUAAGUCUCCUGUAAUUUUACUCUUUUAAUUUUGAUACCUCUUUAUGACUUAACAAUAAAAAGGAUUGUAUGGUUUUUAUCAGCUGUCUCCAAAGGAAUCUCUUGUUAUGCAGGGAGUAAGCACAGUUCUCUGUUCAAUCCAAACAUGAGACUGGUAGCUACUUCCAAAAGUGAAAAGGCAAUCUCAUUUAAUUCAGUUCCUUGUACCUGAGAACUUUUGAGUGUCUUCUCUUCUAUCUAGGAUUACAAUGUGGGGCUACAAAAAUGUAACAAAUCUUUUUGUUUUGUUUGUUUUUUGUUUUGUGAAUGACAGUUGUCAGUAGAAAUGCAUAAAGAGGUACAUUCAGAAGAGGAAUUAGUGUGUGCUUA